CUCUCACCUUUAUCAACCCUGACCUUUGAGCUGUAAUAUCACGGGGAGGGUUGCUAAACCGGUGUUCAAACUUUUUCCUCUCAAAACAGGAAUGUUUCUUCCCACAUUUUGUGAUAUAUCAUAACUUCGGUGUAAAAAGAAGAUGUCCGUACAAGAGGACAGAGUUUCGGGGGUAGCUUAUGAGAGUUUUGGCGAGACGCCCGCAAAUAAUAUUGCUUCAGCGUCGACGGAAAGUUCAGGCGAUGGGGUCGAGGACAACAGUGUCAUCGUUCUUAAGUCCUGCCCGCAGAUCCAGGCCAGUAGACGGGACCGAGGCACGCCCGUGGCCGGAGCGAUUUUCAUCGUGGUGAACGCCUGUCUCGGCGCCGGGCUGCUGAACUUUCCCGCGGCGUUCCAGGGGGCGGGGGGCAACGCUGUCGGGGUCUCCAUGGAGGUGGUUUUCCUGGUGUUUGGAGCAGUGGCAGCUCUGAUCAUGGCAUACUGUUCGGACCUGUGUCGCGUGAGCACGUACCAGGACGUAGUGCAGACGGUGUGCGGACACAACACCGGCAUCCUGUGUGACCUGGCCAUCAUCCUCUACACCUUUGGCACCUGUAUCACUUUUAUCAUCAUCGUGGGCGACCAGGUUGAUAAAGUUAUGCAGUGGGCAGCAGGACCAGACUUCUGUUACAACUGGUACAUGAACAGGAAGUUCACCAUGAGUGUUAUCUCCAUCCUCAUCAUCCUGCCCCUCUGCAUCCCUAAAGACAUCGGCUUCCAGAAAUAUGCCAGUUUUCUCGGUGUAGCGAGCAUCCUGUAUGUAACAGUGAUAGUCUCUGUGAAGUACUACACAGGAGGGUACCCUCCCGCUGAUGUGGUCACAAGCCCAAAGACUUUCACAGAUGUGUUUAUAGCAGUCCCUACAGUUUGUUUUGGCUUCCAGUACCACAUCAGUGCAGUUCCAGUCUAUGCCAGCAUGAGAAAACGGAACCUGGGCAGUCUGGCUGUUGUCAUGUUUUUUGCCAUGGUCAUCGCAAUGCUGGUAUACACAGCCACAGGUGUGUAUGGUGGGUUAACGUUUGGAAGCAGCGUAACGAGCGAUGUGCUGCUGUCCUACGAUGCUAACGACGUCUCCGUCACGAUUGGUCGAGCAGCCCUCACGCUCGACAUCCUCACGUCAUAUCCCAUACUGCACUUUUGCGGAAGAACAGUACUUGAUGGGUUUUACGUAAGAUGGCGCCGGUUGUCGGCGGAAGACAACCUUCGACAGGAGUUUGUGCGUCGCGUCGUGGAAACCAUGGCGUGGUUCUGGCUCUCGCUGUUUUUCGCCAUCAUGAUUCCGAACAUCGGGCUGGUCAUUUCUGUCAUCGGGGGGCUGGCAGCUGUCUUCAUUAUGGUCUUCCCAGGUUACUGCCUCAUCCAGGCCGUCCUGCUACAGCAGCCAUCAGACAACGUGCACAAGGACCGCGCCCUCCUAGCGCUGGGCGUCCUCUACGUGUUCCUGGGCACCUUCAUACUGGGGGAGAACACUGCCCUCGCCAUCAUAGACGACUUGAACGGGAAAAACUCCUUACAACAGAUCUGUACUGUUACUUGAUAAAAUGUGAUUCAGUUAGUGUCAUAUUAUCCCAAUGUUACUUAAUUAUUUGUUGUGUUAUGAUAAAUUUUACACAUCAAGGUAUUUGUUCUACUGGAAUAAGCUACGCUUACUCUUAUACUUUUCAAAAUGG
Branchiostoma floridae (Florida lancelet) is the source of this 1709-nucleotide messenger RNA. Its product is annotated as putative sodium-coupled neutral amino acid transporter 7. Gene Ontology annotation, biological process: amino acid transmembrane transport. Bases 143 to 1576 code for a protein of 477 amino acids. Gene Ontology annotation, molecular function: amino acid transmembrane transporter activity. The record is from RefSeq and is a predicted model, not a curated record. The transcript has 10 exons. NCBI's taxonomy places the organism in Eukaryota, Metazoa, Chordata, Leptocardii, Amphioxiformes, Branchiostomatidae.